AGUGUACCGGGACCCUCGGGUUUGAAACGCCUGGUGAAGGGGAAGCUAGGGCCGCCGCCGGCGGGUAGGGGCGGGGCCGAGGCGAGUGGGGCGGGGCCGCCGCGGUAGGGGCGUGCCCGAGGCGGCUGCUGGACGGCAGUGCUCAUGGAGCAGGCGACGGGGAUGCUCUCCUGCUGGGGAGUGGCGCUGGGGGCCGCCGUCUCCGUCCCUGUCCUCCUCCUCGUGGCAGCGCCCUACAUCAGGAGGUAUGUGGCCGGAGGGGAGUGUAAGUCCCCAGCUAGGCUGGAGGGGAAGGUGGCGAUCGUCACGGGAGCCAACACGGGCAUCGGGAAGGAGACCGCCAGGGACCUCGCGCGAAGAGGUGCGAGAGUGAUUGUUGCUUGCAGAGACAUAGCAAAGGCAGAAGCUGCAGCCAGUGAAAUCCGAGCUGAUACAGGGAACCAGCAAGUCAUCGUGAAAAAACUGGACUUGGCUGAUACAAAGUCCAUCCGGGAGUUUGCUGAGAAGUUUCUAGCAGAGGAGAAGGAACUCCAUAUUCUCAUUAAUAAUGCUGGGGUAAUGUUAUGCCCUUACUCCAAGACUGCUGAUGGCUUUGAGAUGCACCUGGGAGUCAACCAUCUUGGUCAUUUUCUCUUGACCUUCCUAUUGCUGGAGCGUCUGAAGCAGUCUGCCCCAGCCCGCAUAGUGAACGUGUCCUCACUGGCUCAUCAUGGAGGCCAAAUCCGUUUCCAUGAUCUCCAUGGUGAGAAGAGCUACAAUCCUGGCCUCGCCUACUGUCACAGCAAAUUGGCUAAUGUGCUCUUCACCCGGGAGCUGGCAAGGCGGCUGCAAGGCACUAAAGUCACAGCAAACGCACUCCAUCCUGGUUCUGUCCGUUCUGAGCUGGUCCGGCACUCAUUUGUAAUGUCGUGGCUGUGGAAGAUAUUCUCAUUCUUCCUGAAGACACCUUGGGAAGGAGCUCAGACCAGUGUCUACUGUGCAGUAGCAGAAGAGCUAGACUCUGUGACAGGCCAGUAUUUCAGUGAUUGCCAGCCAGCAUAUGUAUCUCCACGGGGUCGGGAUGAUGAGACAGCAAAGAAGCUCUGGCGCGUGAGCUGCGAGCUCCUCAGCAUCCAGUGGGACUGAGCAGCGCAGACCUUGUGUGUACCUGGCUAAGCCCAGCAAUGCGCUUGUCCUGGGAAGAGCACUGCUGAGAGACCUCAUGACUAGAACACCGAUGCUUCAGCUGCCCUAAUGAUGGCUCCAUGGACACAAUUGAACGUGAAAUCCUGCAAUAUUAUACUUAAGGAUUGAGCUUUGUAAGCAACCAGUCCUACUUCUUAGCUGGAGAAUUAGAGCACCUAGGCAGGGUACAACCUUUGCUUGGUAUUUCAUCCAAGAGCCUGGUUUUAGAAUAGAAAUGGAGGUUGCAGUCUUAGGUUUAGAUUAUGAAGUUAACAAAGAAUUACCUUUAAGUUUUUUUUCCCUAACAGUAACAGUAAAAAGGUAGGACUUCAAACUUAUGAUCUAUGAGGUUAUUUUCAGUUCCUACUAUCUGACCUGGCAGAGUAAAAGUACUUUAGGAUAUUGGAUUUUCUGGCAAUUACAUGCAAUACAAAUGCCCUCAAGCACACAAACAUGUGCUAGCCUUUUUACACCAAGCAUUAGCUAAAGUUUUGAAGUGGAAUCAAUUCUUUAAAAGAAUCUGUAAGAAGCUGGACCCUAGCCACUGAAGUAUCUUGGCCCCAAAUGCCCAUUGAUUGCAGUAAGUUAACUCGAGGAUUGGCGUAUCUUUUGAGAACCCAGGUCCCAGUGCUGGUGACUGGGAGGUUAAAAGCUGCAGGAGUGACACAAUUAUGCAUAGGCAAGUUACUUUAGUAAAAAUAAGUAAUAUCUCCUGUGAAGCAUGGAGCAAAGAUGGUGUAAAAGUUGUCACAAUAAAGCCCCAGCUGCACUUUAAAUGGCUUUAGAACCUAGAAAAGAGAGCAGAAUGAAUAAAGAACAUCUCAACUAUAUUAAACAUUAAAGAACUUCAGCUGAGACUUUAGCUUCAAGUGACAACAAACUACCUGAAGCUAAAUAGCUGAAGCAGAGGUUGGGACUAUCUUGACAUUAUGGUCAAGUUAGCUACAGGACAGAAAAAUAAGACUUGCACAGAAAUCCUUGCAUUUGUCUGCCCAGCCGUUACUGGCCUCAUCUGGCCAAGGCUGCUAGCCUGACCUUGCAGCACCAUACAGCUUGUGGUUCCGAAAGGCAGCUGGGUCAACCCACAUAGCAAUGGGACUGCUCCCCUGGAACUCUAAGGCCACUUUGGUGCAGAUUGCUAGAGUGUGACCCACAGAGAUUAUUUCUGAAAGUUAAGCACUUAGAAAACAAGUGCCACAGCUCAUAGGAUUAUCUUCUGCUUCUGAAAAAAAGCCUGGAAUUUUUUGGACUUGCAUAUGAGCAUGCCACUUGUGACCAAGUACCACCAGUCUGGGGAAACAAAUGCUAGUUUUAUGAUUAAUUCUUUCUGCCUGGAUGCUAUCUAUGCAGAUCAGUCCUAUGUUACCUCUGAGCAAUACUAAAUAAAGCCAUUUUUCUUUUACAA
Molecule: messenger RNA, 2569 nt
Organism: Phalacrocorax carbo (great cormorant)
Lineage: Eukaryota; Metazoa; Chordata; Aves; Suliformes; Phalacrocoracidae
Source: RefSeq, a predicted model, not a curated record